Drosophila santomea is the source of this 174-nucleotide messenger RNA. RefSeq names its product cecropin-1/3-like. Gene Ontology annotation, cellular component: extracellular region. Gene Ontology annotation, biological process: defense response to Gram-positive bacterium; defense response to Gram-negative bacterium; antibacterial humoral response. Bases 1 to 174 code for a protein of 57 amino acids. The record is from RefSeq and is a predicted model, not a curated record. Lineage: Eukaryota; Metazoa; Arthropoda; Insecta; Diptera; Drosophilidae. The transcript has 2 exons.
AUGAACUUCUACAGGAUCUUUGUCUUUAUCAUGCUCAUGCUGGCCAUCAGCUUUGGGCCAUGUGAAGCCGGUAAGCAGAGGAAACCGGACAGGAAAUAUGAGCGCAUUGGCCAGAUGACGCGAGAUGCCGUUGAAGGAGUUUUGCUUGCACAAGGAGCCACCGGCAGCGGAUGA